This is a messenger RNA of Corvus hawaiiensis (hawaiian crow), 2561 nucleotides long. RefSeq names its product ArfGAP with FG repeats 1 (gene AGFG1). Lineage: Eukaryota; Metazoa; Chordata; Aves; Passeriformes; Corvidae. The record is from RefSeq and is a predicted model, not a curated record. Gene Ontology annotation, cellular component: cytoplasmic vesicle. The transcript is spliced from 15 exons. Gene Ontology annotation, molecular function: GTPase activator activity. The coding region runs from base 97 to 1908 and encodes 603 amino acids.
GCCCCCUCUCCCGCCGGCCGGGCCCCGGAGCGCCACCGUCGCCGGGGUGUGAGCGGGGCCCGGCGCCGUGCCGGGCCGUCCCUCGCCGGCGGGGCCAUGGCCGCGAGCGCCAAGCGGAAGCAGGAGGAGAAGCACCUGAAGCUGCUGCGGGAGAUGAGCAGCCUCCCGCCCAACCGCAAGUGCUUCGACUGUGACCAGCGGGGCCCCACCUACACCGACAUGACCGUGGGCAGCUUCGUGUGCACCUCCUGCUCCGGCAUCCUGCGGGGCUUGAAUCCACCCCACAGAGUGAAGUCGAUUUCAAUGACUACAUUCACACAACAGGAAAUAGAAUUUCUGCAGAAACAUGGAAAUGAAGUGUGCAAACAGAUUUGGCUAGGCCUAUUUGAUGAUAGAUCAUCAGCAAUUCCAGACUUCAGGGAUCCACAGAAAGUAAAGGAAUUUCUACAGGAAAAAUAUGAAAAGAAAAGAUGGUAUGUUCCUCCAGAGCAAGCAAAGGUGGUGGCAUCAGUCCAUGCAUCCAUAUCGGGGUCUUCUGCCAGUAGUACAAGCAGCACACCUGAGGUGAAGCCACUCAAAUCUCUCUUGGGAGAAGCUACACCCGCACUGCACUUAAACAAGGGGACACCUAGCCAAUCUCCUGUUGUAGUUCGAUCUCAAGGACAGCAGCAACAAGAAAAGAAACAAUUUGACCUCCUCAGUGACCUUGGCUCAGAUAUCUUUGCUGCUGCUCCUCCUCAGUCAACUGCUACAGCGAAUUUUGCUAAUUUUGCACACUUCAACAGUCAUACAGCGCAGAACUCUGCCAAUGCAGGUUUUGCAAACUUUGAUGCAUUUGGACAGUCUAGUGGCUCGAGUAAUUUUGGAGGUUUCCCCACAGCAAGUCAGUCUCCUUUUCAGCCCCAAAAUACAGUGUUCAGAACGCUUUCAUCUAGCUGCAGUUUUGGUGAAUUUACUUCAGCUUUUCCUCUCCAGGCUGUACACAGUGGAAGUGCUGGAUCAGUGAAUGCUAAUUUUGCCCACUUUGAUAACUUCCCCAAAUCCUCCAGUGCUGAUUUUGGAGCCUUCAAUGCUUCUCAGAGCAACGCCACAGCAACUGCAGCCAGUAAAGCUGCAGUGAAUAAACUGAAUCUUCAGUCAGCUGACAAAUAUGCUGCUCUUGCUAAUUUAGAUAAUAUCUUCAGUGCAGGGCAAGGUGGGAGUGAGCAGGGAAGUGGCUUCAGCACAGCAGUGUCAUCAGCAGGCCCUGUGUUGUCAGCCCCCAAUCAGUCAAGUGCAUCUUCAGACAAGUAUGCGGCUCUGGCAGAGCUGGACAGCGUGUUCAGCUCCACGGCCACCUCCAGUAACGCGUACACUGCCACCAGUAACGUCAGCAGCAAUGCUUUUGGAACAGUACCUGUAGCUGCUACUGCACAGACACAGCCUGCAUCUUCAAGCGUGCCUGCUCCAUUUGGAGCAACACCUUCCACAAAUCCAUUUGUAGCUGCCCCUGUUGCCCCAGUGGCACCUUCAACAAAUCCAUUCCAGACCAAUAGCCGAGGAGCAACAGGCCUCUCGGGAGCAAUGCACUCUCACAUAUUUCCUCAGGCUCAUUUUGCAGCAACAUUUGGUACUGCAUCCAUGAGCAUGCCGGCAGGAUUUGGAACUCCUGCCUCCUACAGUCUUCCUACUAGUUAUAGUGGCAACUUCCAGCAGCCCACGUUCCCAGCCCAGGCAGCUUUCCCUCAACAGACUGCUUUUGCUCAGCAGCCAAAUGGAGCAGGUUUUGCUGCAUUUGGGCAAGCAAAGCCUGUAGUAACUCCUUUUGGACAAGUUGCAGCUGUUGGAGUAUCUAGUAACCCUUUUAUGGCUGGUGCACCAACAGGACAAUUUCCAACAGGAAGCUCAUCAACCAAUCCUUUCUUAUAGCCUUAUAGACACUUUGCCCAAAAGAACUCUUAUGUGGUCACAUAACAUCUCUGCGCCUCUUGCACUGUUGUCUUGUUUCACUGAUAUUAGCUUUAAACACAAAAGAAAUCUUUAAGAAGUAAAAAUAAAAGCCUGCAUUGUGUACCUUUAAAAAGUUUUAAAAAGAAAAAAAAAACACCCAACACAAAAAACAAGAAAACCAACCCCCCACCAGGUAAUAAUGUGCAAAACAGAGGGCUGUGGUAACAUCCUUGAACCUGUGAAGUGGCAGGUAAAAAGUAGCGGUAUCAUGUAUAUUAAAAUUGGCUAAUAAGUUAUUGCAGAUACCACACUCAUUAUGCUGCAGUACUGUACAUAUUUUUCUUAGAAAAUAGCUAUUUGUGCAUAUCAGUAUUUGUAACUUUAACACAUUGUUAUGUGAAAAAUGUUACUGGGGAAUAGAUCAGCCACUUUAAGGUGCUGUUGUAUCUCUUGGAAUGAAUGAGCUGCAUCAUUUUAACCAUUGGUAUUGGAAGUCACGAAGUUAAAUUGAAGGUUUGUUCAUUUCUCAAAAUGUUUUCCUUUCCUAAGAGCUCUUCUAUUUAUACAUGCCUAAAUCUCUAAUGUUAGAGGGAUACCUGUCUGCAUAAUAAAGCUGAUCAUGUUUUGCUACA